CAGUGAUGACGUCACUUGAAUGUUUGCGUUGAGUUUGUUUGAACUGUAUUGAGAAGUAUAGAGAAACAAGAAGUCUACCAAAAUAUCAUACUAUUAUAACCAAUUUGUUUGUUGUUAUUAGGUUGUGUAUUUGGUAGUCAACUGAAAUGGCAGGUACAGCACGCCACGAUCGGGAGAUGAAGAUGAAAGCUCAAAAGAACAUAAAGAAUUGUAAAGACCCAAUAGAAAUGUUGCGGUUACAGUGCCUCGCCAGAGGCUCAAGUGGAAUCAAAGGAAUUGGAAGAGUUUUUAGGAUAAUGGACGACGACGGUAGCAGAAGCAUAGAUUUUAAGGAAUUUAAAAAAGGUAUCCAUGACUACGGAGUGGACAUAGAUGACAAUAAAGUGAAACAGAUGUAUGAGGCAUUUGAUGCAGACAAAAGUGGAAAGAUUGAUUUUGAUGAAUUUCUGAAAGCUCUUAGACCUCCUAUGUCAUCAGCAAGAAAGAAUGUAAUAUUACAAGCGUUUAGGAAAUUAGACAAGACGGGAGACGGUGUGAUAACCAUUGAUGACUUGCGUGGAGUUUAUAAUGUAAAGAGACAUCCGAAAUUCCUAAAUGGAGAGAAGACAGAAGAAGAAUUGUUCCGUAUCUUUCUUGACAGCUUUGAUGCUCCAGGAGAUGCUGAUGGUCAGGUGACAAAGGACGAGUUUACUAACUAUUAUUGUGGUGUGAGCGCCUCGAUCGAUAGUGAUGCAUACUUCAUAUUGAUGAUGAAGAAUGCGUGGAAGUUGGACUGAUGUCGGCCAUGCUAUAACAUCUCAACCAUUAACAAUUCAUUAUGUCACAAAAGAUGAGUUCAUUAACUACUACAGUGGUGUAAGUGCUUCAAUUGACAAUGAUGCAUAUUUCCUGCUAAUGAUGAAGCAAGCCUGGGGACUGAAAUGAUAGUUGACCAUUCUCAGAAUGCUUUGUAAAUUGACAUUUGCACAUUUGUUGCCAUGGAGAUUAUUGAAGCUCUUAUUCCAGUGCAGUUGCAAGUCUGUGAGACACGAUACAGUAAUUUGUAUUGAAUGAUAGUGAAGCUUCUUUUUAGAUUAUUCAUAUUUGUGUAGUUUCACCAGUUAUUGCCAGAAAUGAACACAGGAUUCAAGGUGGAUUAUAUAUUAACCAAUUUGCAGGAGACUGAUAUUUCAUCACAAGAUGUUGACCAAUUGCGAUUUAGUAUGGUUUACAGUAUACGAUAUUGACCAAUCAUGGUCUAUUGACCUCAUACAAAGCAUUUCUGUAACCUUAUCUGAAUACCUUACCAACUGUCAAGAAUUUUUUACUUUAUAUUUGGAUCGUUUAAAGGGCUCCCUCUUUGAAACUGAUACUUACACACUGUUGGAAUAGUCACGGUUGUUCCGUAGCACAUGAUCGAACCAGUGAAAAAGUUCAAGUUAAUCAUCCAUACAUGGCCUAAGAGAAAACUUCAUAAACAACCAAUUUUAUAGAAACUGCUGUAACAUUGUAUUAUUUUUUAAUCAAAAUCUUUCAAGAAAAAAAUGGAUGCUCCUGGGUGUUUAUUCCAUGAGGACUUUAACAGCAAUACUCAGAAUGCUUCAUUUAUUCAAAGCAGAGCGUUACCUGAGGCAAUAUUGUAUUUGUAUGUCUUCUGAUUUACUGUACUUAAUGAUUAUCUUAAGAAAUACUGUUCUAAAAUUUUCCCCGGUUAAUCUGAAUAUAGGCCUAUCAAAAUUUUAAAGAACAUAAGUUUUAAAUAAUAAUAUGUAACUUUUAUAUUUAUGAUCUGAAGAUAUGUAUAAAAAAUGAUCUGAAUUUGAAGGACAAUUAUUUGUAUAAUAAUUUUUUUUACGUGUACAUCUGGCAGACAACUAGCAAGUACACAAGCUAGAAUUUUAAGUAAGAAAAUUAUAUAAGAUAGAUACUGUACAAUCUGUGUGUGAUAUAGUGAAUGUGGAUGAAGAUGUCCUUGAUACUAAAAUAAUAUAAUAAUUUAAUGUUACAUUAGU
Molecule: messenger RNA, 1991 nt
Organism: Anneissia japonica
Lineage: Eukaryota; Metazoa; Echinodermata; Crinoidea; Comatulida; Comatulidae
Product: calcyphosin-like protein
Exons: 6
Coding region: 147-776 (209 amino acids)
Molecular function (GO): calcium ion binding
Source: RefSeq, a predicted model, not a curated record